AUGGCGGCGUAUGACGGAGCUGGAAACCCAAUGGAGCACGUCCUCAAUUACAAAACCUUCAUGAAGCUGCAGACCUUAUCGGAUGCCUUGAUGUGCAAGGUAUUCCCCACUACGCUCACGGGGCCAGCACGGACGUGGUUCAACAGCCUAGAAGCUGGGAGUAUCAGGAGUUUUGGGGAUUUGGCUAAUGUCUUCAUCAGUCGAUUCAUAGCUGGAGUGCCGGUUGACAGAAAAACCAGCUAUCUGGAAACAAUCAAGCAGAGGAGAAAUGAAUCGUUGAGGGAAUACGUAGCCCGUUUUAACAUGGAGGCCCUGCAGAUCCCUGAGCUGGAUGAAAGCAGAGCUGUAGAAGCCAUGCAAAAAGGGACAACCUCCCCAGAGUUCUUCGGCUCAUUGAGCAGGAAACCCCUACUUCGCUGGCGGAGCUGA
Molecule: messenger RNA, 429 nt
Organism: Manihot esculenta (cassava)
Lineage: Eukaryota; Viridiplantae; Streptophyta; Magnoliopsida; Malpighiales; Euphorbiaceae
Exons: 1
Coding region: 1-429 (142 amino acids)
Source: RefSeq, a predicted model, not a curated record